AUGGGCAAAAGCAGAGUGAAGGGGAAGAAACAGACUUUGAUAGCAGCUCGUGAAGAUCAAGGUAGCGGCGAGGAAGAAAAGAUUACAGUUAAGAAAAGAGGAAGGCCACUAAAGAUGGUGAAGAAUGACAUUCUGCAAAAAGAAGCUGAGGACUUUGAUCAAGUAGAGAAUACUGAUGUUAUCUUGUCGGACGAACAUAUAAAUGCAUCUUCUGUUAUUGAGAGUGGCAGAAAGAGGCGAAGGACUUCAGACAUUAAUGAAAGUGGUGCUCAUCUUAAAAAUAAAACUAAUGAUUCUGUGAAGCCGGUUGGAUUCAGGCAUAAUGGGAGCAGGAGGAAAAAUAAACCACAUGGGGCUGCUUAA
This is a messenger RNA of Daucus carota subsp. sativus, 363 nucleotides long. RefSeq lists its product as uncharacterized. Bases 1 to 363 code for a protein of 120 amino acids. The transcript has a single exon. The record is from RefSeq and is a predicted model, not a curated record. NCBI's taxonomy places the organism in Eukaryota, Viridiplantae, Streptophyta, Magnoliopsida, Apiales, Apiaceae.